GGAGGAAUGGCAGCUGACACUGGCGCACUCUAUGACAGGAAGUGUCAACCAUUGUACUCUCUUAUGAUUACGUUUUGUUAAUAUUAAAGGAAAAACCGAAGAAAACCCUUCAGGCACACCAGGGCUCGGCAAGAAUGGGGGAAUCGUCCAUGGGAAUGAAGAGCAGCGAUUUAGUGACAGAGAGCAGUCCUUCCAGCUCUCGAAGUCAUUCCGCGGAUGUGGUCUGGCCACCCCAUGCGUACGCUGAUGUCGGCAUAUCGUUCCAUCAACUUUAUGAAGCAGUAUGUGUGAAAGAGGGCAUACGAGGCUUGAGCAGCGAGAAACAGGUUGAUUAUUCUGGGGCGGCCGUGUCCCUCCAUCAGCAGCAUCCUUACGAGCGAGUCGGAGAAUAUGUGGGGGACGGUCGAGAGUCUCCACUAGUGGUAUACCAGGAGGUCCCAUCCCCAUUCUCGCAGCAAGGAACCUCUGCAGCAGCAGUAGAUGCUUAUGUGCAGGUUCCCUUUGGAGCACUUUCACGUGUUGCUGUCUUUCGGGAGUCCCCUAUCCCAUCCACAUCUGAUGCCCAACAGCAGCAGUAUGAGCAGGAACUCGAAGCCAGUCAAGCAGAUGAGAUUGCUGCUAUGUCUCAAGUGCUGGACCUGCAUCGAUCCUCCACCUCCUCGCGCCUACCUUCUUCGAGCCUACUGGCCCCAUCCCGAGUUAGUGUCUCUUCUCCUCCAUCGCCUUCCCGCUCUCCCUCGGUGCUCGUCGUCCCUGGAUCUAUGUCGGGAAGCUCAGAAGAGGUGGUGUCCUCUCUGCGGCCAGUGUCACUGGAAUCUCAGCUCGCUAUGAGCCCAGCAGCUGCGGCACUUGGCCUGCCCGUCCUCCUGGAGAAAUCUGCGCUUGUUGCAGCUUCAACUUCAAGCAGGAGCGGAGGGCUGGCCAUGGCACAGAAGUUUCUCCUGGAGCAGGCACAAUAUUUAGCAGCUGAUCUGAGCUCCAGGGACUUGCUUCCACCCAUUCUACAAGGCCCAUCCUCUUCUGCGGGGCCUUCAACAUCGUCUCAGGGGCUGGGGUUCUCACAUAAGUCCAUCCUGGCUCACAAGUUUCCUCACCUGCUAGUCUCUGGUUCAGUCGGGCCCAGCUCCGGCCAUGGGGCUGAAGGUGUGGAAGAAGGAGAGCCAUCUCACCCUCCACAGCUCAUGGACUAUGCCUCGUCCUCCACUGCUAGCAUUCUGGAUGUGCAUGGCCCUCCCUUGUAUGCACCACAUCACCAAGUGUCCCUACCAAUCGACGUGUUUGUUACAGAGCGUGGUGAAGUGGCACUAGUCAGCAGCAGCGCAGAGGAUGGAAACGACUUGCUAGAUGACGUGCAACAAUAUCAUGCCGCGACGGAGCACGUGGCAAGACAGAAUGGAGCUUUACAGAGCUAUGUGUCAUCUAGUGCUGACAUGGUUGGUGGUGGUGAGGCUUCUGACCCAGGCAUGCAUUCCACAGUAGAUUCCACUGGUGGCUCUGGACUCCACUCACCAGAGGAGCACAUGAUAGACACAUCUGACGGCUACGUGGGUACAUCUGCAGACUCCCAUCACAUGCAGGUUGAUCCUCAAGUGGGCAACUACAGCCAACAACUUGAGCUGAGCUCGACAGAGGAAGCCUCUACGAGCCAUGGAAGGGCAGGGGUGCAUUCUGUGCUUCGCAUGCAGAGGGUGCUUCAAAUGAGGGAACCGCUGCCCCUGGAACCAUCAUCAUCCGCAUCACCAUCAGCUGUAACACCAGCUAGGGUGGAAGUUUGCAGUGACACCAUGGUUGCAGAAGAAGAAAGCCAGAAUUGUCAGGCUGUCAGCAGCGUCUCCCAGCCAGAUUCUACACGCAGCCCAGAGCUGUCUGUGUGUCCAACUCCUCCAGCUGCUCCAAGCCCCCAGGACUGCAGCUCCGCCAUCACUCCUUCCCUGCCCACCAUGCCUCAACCACCUACGAACGUUCCAUUAGCCGGCAACGAAAAUGUGGGGAAGGCUGAUACCGGACACUUUUGGUGCGAGGACUGUGGCCAGUUCUACGAUAAGGAAUGUUCACUGCACCGUGUUCAGCUCAUAGUGGAUAAACCGGUGCUAACCAGGGCUUGGGCAAGCUUGCCUGCUAGCUACCUCUAUGUCCACAAAGUGGCAGAAGAUGAACAUGGAGAGCCAGUAUAUGGUGUAUUUGCAAAGAAGAGCAUUCCUAAGAGGACUCAGUUUGGCCCCAUUGAAGGUGUCCUUCAAAGGAUGGCAGAGAGGCCACAAGAGUCCUUUCCCCUCUUGGUAAGUGAAGAGGGCUCCAACGUGAUGGUGCUGGACACCUCGGAUGAGACACAAAGCAACUGGAUGCGCUUUGUGCGACCUGCCCAAUGCUACGCCGAACAGAAUGUUAUUCUAGUGCAGCAGGAAUGUGGUCUUUACUUCAAUACAACGCGUGCCCUCACUGCCCGUAGUGAACUGCGUGUGUGGUACUCUACGGCCUAUGCUCACCGCUGGGGCUUACCACUCCUCCGGUCCAUGGAAGAGCUGCAGCUGCAAGGUCAGCAACCGCAGCAGCUGCAGCAACCACAACGGGUGCAGGUUCAGCAGGCUCAACAAACUAUGCAGGAGCAGCAACAGCAGUUGAGGAUGCAGCUUCGUCAGCCACAGCAGUCGAUCCAAGUAGAGCAGCAGCCAUAUCAGCAGCAACAGUUGCAAGCUGAGCCACAGCAGCUGCAGCAGCAGCAACAACAACUUAGAGUAGAAGAAGCACAACCUGCUACAGAACAGCACAGUUCCUGGCCGUGUUUUAAGUGCAGUGGUACAUUCUCAACAUCUGAAGAGCUUCAAAGACAUCUAAAUCUGCAUGAAAAGCCUGCACAGGAACAGAAUGGGCAGCUAUGUUCAGAGGGCAACUCUGACACUGAUGGCAGAUUCCCAAGGAAAUGUAGGCUACUUCGAGUACUGGAAGAGUCAAAGGAUACUGGAGCGACGUCUCCAGAGAAGACAUCAAAGGAUGGCAGUGUUGCAGGUGCAGAUAACACCGCAGUAACUGAAGGGGGCUCCAAAGAAGAGUACGGAUGUGACUUGUGCCAAAAAGUCUUCUCAAGGAAAUACGGUCUGACAAGACAUCUUAUUAUGCACAGUGGUGAGAAGAAGUACAAGUGCACCAUCUGUGACCUACGUUUCACACACCCAUAUAACAGAAAGAGGCAUGUCAUGCGACACCAACACAGUGAAGACCGUUCCAAGCUACAAAGAGUACGAUCCAAGUUGGUACGCAACGCAAGUGGGGUUUCUCGGUUUGAGAAUGGCGGUACAGUGCCAACCACCAAUGAAGCAUCCACCUCCUGGGGUUGUCCACAGUGCCGUCUGGUUUUCCACUCUGCUCAGUUACUUGACUUGCACUUGCCACUUCAUGCUGUGGCCUCAGAGGAGGAUGCUACUGUUGAGCCUGGCAGGAAGCAAGAGACUUGCCCAGAGUGUGAUCAGGAGUUCUGCACUCGUGGUGAACUCAUUCGGCACAUAAGCAUCCACGGCAAGCGAGGGCCACCCCGGGGUGAUAAGAGGGCAGUUCCCGCAACGCCCUCUGUGGGAGACACCGGGAUGGAAACCGAGUCCGGCAACCGCGCCGCGACAGCAAAUAGCAACGGUACCCCUGGACGCGCCAGGCGUUUCAAGUGCAGCCUUUGUUACAAGAGCUUUGCUACGGACGAACGUCUGGCCAAGCACUAUCAGGUUCAUGGCAAUGACGAGAGCAAGCCGUUGCAGUGUGAAUACUGCCAGAAACGUUUUCUCAACAACUCCGCCCUUACAGGGCAUCUCAAGACGCAUAGUCGUGGCGAGAGGUUUUUCGAGUGUCCAAUCUGUAAAGAAAAGUUCCACGUCAUCACCGCACUCAAAGAGCACGUCUAUACGCAUUGUGUCAACGGGGUCUACACUUGCCCGACAUGUGGAAAGACGUUUUUCGAAUACAACCAAGCACGCAAGCACAUUCGAGCAUUCCACACGGAUCAGCGUUUCCCAUGUGGCCAGUGCGACAAGGUGUUUCCUAGGCAGGACAAACUCAAACUUCACAUGCUGUGUCACUCUGAGCACCGUGAAUUCUUGUGCGCAUCCUGUGGGAAGCAGUUCAAGCGUAAAGACAAGCUGAAGGAGCACAUGCAAAGGCUUCAUGGGCCUGAUCGGGAAUCACGGGAGGCAGCACGUGCAAAGGCUGCCAGAGCUUCUGCUAACAGCAAACGCUUUGUACCAAAGGUUUCUCCAACGGAUUACCAACGCUUCAUUUACAAGUGUCAUGCCUGUUUGUUGGGCUUUCGCCGUAGAGGAAUGCUGGUGAACCAUUUGGCAAGACGCCAUCCAGACGUGCCCCUGGACACAGUACCAGAACUAAAUCUUCCAAUUCUAAAGGCCACCCGUGACUACUACUGUCAGUACUGUGAGAAAGUGUACCGCUCUUCUUCCAAACGCAAAGCCCAUAUUCUCAAGAACCACCCCGGUGCAGCAUUGCCUAUGAGUAACCGCACAAAGGGUGGUGUGCCCACUGUUCCUGGUGAGCCAAACCCCACGUUCUCUCACAUGGUUGGUAGUGUGACAACACAUCCACACAACUGUAACCUGUGCCACAAACAGUAUGCCAGCAAAGCAAAGCUACUACAGCAUCAACGCAAGAAGCACAUGGAUUUGAUCAGCCUAACUCUGGCUGCAAACCCACAAUUGUCAAAGGCGAGCCGAAGCACUUCCUUAUCCACUACAGCAAGCAGCAAUGUGAUCGCUACUGGGAGGGUGACUUCAGCAGUAAGCAAUGCUGGAAAUAACGCCAACAGCAGAGGACGAGAAGCAGACCUACUGACGCAGGCGAUGUCAGAACUCACCCAGACUCUCACUGAACUCCGACAGACCUCAGGCAAUUCACCCGGUGCAUUCAUCAUAACUCCUAGGGCACCAGGUCUUUUGGCAUCUGCCUUACAGGGGCAACCUGCUACUGCAGCGCCUCAGGGGGACCUGCAGAGAGACGACACUCCUGCUGGGGGAGACUUGGACAUGACUGUCCACAAUGACAGUGAAACUGCUGCUGUGGCAAGCUUGGACCAAGCACAGAUCAACCAGCUUCUAGCUCAAUAUCAGCAGCAGGCUGCACUUAGCUCUAAUGGAGGCAAUGACUCCACAACAUCUCAGCCUCCAGUUACAGAAGCAGCUUUGGUCAUCCCUGCUGCCAACAGCAACUGGACCAUUGUUUCUGUAACCUCAGCAGCUGAUGACACCUUUGAGCAAGAGUUUUCAUCAUCCUGAGCCAAGUGCUAACUAAGAAGUUCUAUCAAAGGCUUUGGAUUGCACUUUGGAGGUCUUCGUAGAUCUGGAGUGGAAUGUUAAUAUGGUAGAUCUGUCGUUCAUGUGUUCAGUGGCCUGUACAUCACUCUUAUUUAUUCAUAUUUUAAGUGCACGGGGUGUUCCAGUAACCAUGUCAAAAUGUAAUAAAAAAUACAUGCAAAUGGAAAAAUAUGCAGUCAAUGGCAUUCAUCUGUAGGGAACUUUUGCCACAUACUAAAACUAGUUUUACAGUGACAGCUGUUAGUGCCUCGUUUCCCUAAGACCACAGCGGCGUCUGCCGAAGGAAAAGUGAACACAGUAUCAGUGACGACGAGGACAACGUUAGCAUGGCGUUUGCGUAAAACAACCGUCUUUGUGAUUUUGCUUCAGACACCAUGGAGAUCCCGCUUUGCAACGGGUACAAGAACGCGAAGACCCAGCUCGUUGUGCAGCCGAGGCUGCAAACAAUAAGAGAGUGCGAUGUCAGGAUCCCAACACGUGUGCCGCUGAAGCUGAGGCAAAACGACACAGACGCGAAGACCCUGCAGUAUGUGCCACCGAAGCUGAGGCAAAGAGACGUCAGGGGCAAGCGAAAGCCGAAGGAGCCACGAAUGGCUUCACUAGCCAUUUCAGGGAGAACUUGUUUGGGUACAGUUGCUCGCUGUGCGAUCGCUUGUGGUUCAAGAAUGAUCUCACAGCGCUGCCGUUGACUUGCCACGCACUGCUUCGACUAGAACUGGGCGGUUAAAAUGACAGCUCAAUGCCGACGGUGCUGUCGCUGAAAUUUGCGUCACACAACCGUAACCGUCCUAUGAUCUUAUCAGACAUAAUUACAAGAAAUUUAAAUUCUCUUUCUGCUCAAAAUUUUCCAACUUAAAGUAACCUUUUCUCAUCAGAAAAAGGAAGUGCACUAUGGAUUUACCCCAGUACACAAAGUGCGCUUUGUGUAAUGUAGCAGCUCGAAAAACGUGUGACUGUGGGUACUUUGAGAAGGGCAGAUGUGUGUGGGGGGGGGGAGGGGGGGGGCUGGGGCUGCUUCUACAUUGGCAAAUGCCUUAAGGUGCAUCCUCACUAUGCCUAUCAGCUUUCUCUGUGUGCUUUGCCUAUGGUUCACUAUGCUGAUCGGCAUAUUUAAAAUGCCCUUUUAGACUUGCACCAUUUUCCAAAUGCCUUGGGACGCAUGUUUUUCUGUGACACACACUUUUCAUUCUGACUUUUUGACAUGGUUCCUGAAGCACCCUGUGUAUUUUUGAAGGAAUUCUGAGUUUCCCAAUGCCAACCUGUACCAUAUUUUGCACAUUGAAAAGGACACUUCCUUGUACCAUGACCACGCAACGUGAAUGCAUUUUAACCAUCCCUUGGGUCUCCCUCAGUUUCAUUAUUCACCUUCAUGAUUCCUUUAUCCACCAGCCAUUUUAGUAGUCUUGGAAAAGCCCUCUGGCCACAUAAAUACGGGUGAAGGACGUCUUUGUGUUUUGCCAUCACUCUUCCCUAGGAUUGUGAUAAUCUUUUUUUAAAUAUAAUUUUUAAAAGUCAAGUUGCCCUUGAGGGUUCUUAUGAGAGCACUUCACAGUUUUUUACUUGGAAUAAGUCUUUUUCCGCAGCUAGUUCGGGGUUUCUGUUCCAGGAAAUCGAGCAUAACGAAAUUUAGGUACAUUUCAAUUGCUCACUGCUUCCUGUACAAUAGUUGGAGGCAGAUGGCAACAGUGUCACAUGAUGGACCAUAGACGUACACGUGAUACUUACUGUGACUUAUUACGAGCUUUGCCAUGAGAUGGUUAUAGCAUGACACGCAAAACUCACGAUAUUUCAUGUCACCGCAUGCAUGUGUAAAAACGAUGACCUAAUAACCCUAACACAGUCCAAAAGAGGGAAAAAGUGACAAAUUUCGGUUUGAUUUUGAAAUGUUGCAACAUUUGUAAACAAAAUGUGUAAAGUAUAAUAAUUGGGUGUUUUACGUCGCGAGACAACUGAGAUCAUGAGCGACGCCACAGUGGUCGGUCUGUGGAUUGCUUUUGCCCACCUGAGGGUUCUUUAACGUGCAAUGAAAGCUCAUCACACGGCACCCCGUAUUUAACGUCCCUCGCGGAAGACGGCGUGUCUAAGCAACUUGUACCCUGCCACCAAAAAAUGUGUAAAGUGGCAUAAGGAUUGUAAAUGUUGGAAGGAUGGAGUAGGAAAGACAGGAGGUGAAGCUUCACUCUCUCCCAUGACCAGAUAGAGUGGAGAGAUAGAGAAGAGAGAAGAGGACCUAAGUGUUACGCCAUCUGUAGGGCAGAGAGGGAAGAUGAUGAUGAUUAGCAUUUUUAUGGCACAGCAGCGACGAUGGCUAAAAUGUGCCAAAACGUUGUUAAAAGUGUCAUUAGUUAAAAAUGGAAUGAUAAGCUUCAAACUAGUACAUGAUACAAAUUAACCCAAGCAUUCUGUUUUAAAAAAAAAUGGUUCGCUUAAAAUUACGAGGCGUCUAAAAAAGUUGUGUCUCUAAUAAAAUUGUAGACUCUACUCAAGGGUAAAAGAGCUUCAUCGCCCAGCAGAGUGGGAAGAUCUUGUUGUCACGUGGGCUUGGCAUUCAUUGGCUGCUCCGUGCAUUGUCCAUUGCUGCCUUCCGUUUCCCUGCUCAGCAUGCCUGCUCAUCGCCGUGCCGUUUCCUCAUCUGAGCAGGAAGAGCGGCCUUGUUUGUCGUUGAUCAUGGAAAACGUGCGCUCGCACACUGCAACUCGCACCUGGAUGUGUGGUAAACACAACCAUUAUCCACGUUUCUUACUAGAUUUCUAUCUAUUAAGCAAGGUGGAAGCUGCAGUAAAGCUUGGAAAGUACACGGCUUCCCAGUACCCAUGCGAGAGUGAAAAAACGAUGCGAGCACCACCUGUCACGAGGCGUCGGAAACUACCCUUCUGCUCCUCCGAAAUAGAUUCUACCUGAUCGCACGCCGCUGCUUGCUUCCAUAGGGAGUUUCACCUCCUGUCUUCCUUACUCCGUGGUUGGAAGAAAGGACGCAAAGGUUGGAAGGACGCAAUGAGAGCCCGUUGAGCAUUUUGUGACAGUGUUGUAUAUGUAAGGCUGGAGUUCACUCGCAUUACACGAAUGCUUUGCGCAUUGUUCAGUGAAAGACUACUACACAGUGAAUGUGAGUCCAGAGUUCUACCCGUCCUUGUCUCGGCAGCCGAUAACCCGGAAAUUCCAUACUAAAAUUCCAUAAUCAGUCAGUACAGAUGCCAAUGACUUGUGAAAACAAUAAAUAUAGCAUGAAUAUAUAACAAAAUAAAAAUAACAAAGUAGUCAUGCAGCAAUAGGAGAUAAGUAAAAAGACGUGAGAGUCCCGAAUUGAACUGUGGACCUUCUGUCUCAAAGUCCGACACUUUACCUCUCAACAAACAGCGGAGGGGGGUGUGGCGCCUUAAACACGCGACCUCAAUCGUGCACAGUGGGGAUUAUUUCGGAGUCUGAGGCAAACGGCGUGACAAGGCACGACGAGCGUGGCGCCAUCUAGCAGGAAAAUCGGAGUUGCUGCUAGACUAGUAUUGCCUCUUAACCAAUCAUCAGCACUUGGGAACUCAGUCUAAAGCUCUCUAUUGCUCCGAAGCGGUGCAGUGGUGCCACAGAGUGUUACGAGCUUUGUUAUCAGGGUCAACACACGACAGUACUCGUGUCUGUGUAAAAUGUUGAUGGCAGGAUACAAAAAACAUCCUGUCAUUGAAGCCACGCUGUAUUGCUCAAAGCAGACCUCACUGUUCUCAGUAGUAUAAUAAUCUUAUUUUGUAGACUAUACUCACGUUUGUUAAUGCUGCGCGCCAUUGCUUUUGUUUGAUGGUUUUUCUUAUAGUGGGGGGGAUUUAGUCAGCGUCUCUGCUGCUGACCAUGGACAAUCUCCGUGAAUCUGGAGAGCAUUCAUUUAGUGUUUGCCAAAAAUAUAUCUAACUGUUGGACCCAUGGCUGAUGUUUAGUUUACAGGCAUGAUGUCCUUGCAAUGCUUCAUAGGGCCUUGUGUUUUAGGGUUAAACAUGGUAAGACCCAAUCGUAAGUGCGUCAUCGUCACUUAGGGUAAAACCCAAAAAUCCCUGACGAUUAAAUUGGAAAGUCAGCCAUUAAUACAGGCACUGGAGUACACUAAGCAAAGUGCAAUUAGCACAGAUGCUAGACAUCUCGCCAUUCGUUUGAGAUGCAUGCUACGUACUUUAUUUUUCACUCGAUAUAUACCCGUAUGGCCCAAUUUUACCCUAUUUUACAGCUCCUGAAAUAAAACGCUAUUUUUACCCCCUGAUUUUCGAAAAACCUAAAACCCCCAAACACAAGGGUCUAUUUAUACAUAGUAUACCAGAGCGUACAUACACGUGCAUGUGUGGACUUUUAUACACUGUACCAUGAAGUGGAAACAAGAAAGGAAUUAUUAUGUUUUAUUAUCAUUAUUUAAAGCAUUUCAGAUCUUUGUUUUUUACUUUGGAGUUAAAUAAUUGUUUCCUUCCAUGCUGUUAUUUACAUUGAGACAAUGUGAUUGUUGAGAGAACAUUGAAACAACAGUGUUUUUGUGUCAGUCCUGUGCAGCCUUAUCAGUUUUGGUUACAGCUGUGAAGAUGCCGAAUGCAUUCUGUAAUGCUUGCACUCCUUGCAUUUAGAAGAUCACAAGUGUUCAGUCAGCCUUUUCCGUAGAAGCCGGAAAGUUACUUUCUCGUGACAUGUUAGAGAACACCUUACCUCUAUGAAUCUCUUCCUGUAGGGCGCUGUUAACUUUUUGGGGGCAUUCCGCUUUAAGAUAGUGUUAUAUUUACUUUCUGCACUGGUCUGCCUUUGUCUGAAUCAUGUGAUCUGAACAACGGUACAAAACUGCCAACGCAGGAGCGGUUUACAAAUUUUGUAUUUAUUUGCACGCUGACAAUCCUGGUAUUUAUGUGGCUCAGUAUUGUGUAGAUAGGCGACCACUUCAUCCUACCUGUUGUACAGAACAUUGAUCAUCCUUGAUAUAAUAUAUACAUCAUAGUCGAAGAGAGAUUUAUUGGGACCAUGAUAUGCUGUUUGGGUGUGCUUCCUGUCCUUGAGUUAAUGUGUGUUGUCAAUUAAAAAACGAUUGAGAGAAAAUAG
This is a messenger RNA of Ornithodoros turicata, 10361 nucleotides long. RefSeq lists its product as uncharacterized. NCBI's taxonomy places the organism in Eukaryota, Metazoa, Arthropoda, Arachnida, Ixodida, Argasidae. Gene Ontology annotation, biological process: regulation of transcription by RNA polymerase II. The coding region runs from base 135 to 5267 and encodes 1710 amino acids. Gene Ontology annotation, cellular component: nucleus. The transcript has 26 exons. Gene Ontology annotation, molecular function: protein binding; RNA polymerase II cis-regulatory region sequence-specific DNA binding; DNA-binding transcription factor activity, RNA polymerase II-specific. The record is from RefSeq and is a predicted model, not a curated record.